Molecule: messenger RNA, 1656 nt
Organism: Zychaea mexicana
Lineage: Eukaryota; Fungi; Mucoromycota; Mucoromycetes; Mucorales; Lichtheimiaceae
Product: flavin-binding monooxygenase-like protein
Exons: 8
Coding region: 4-1485 (493 amino acids)
Molecular function (GO): NADP binding; flavin adenine dinucleotide binding; N,N-dimethylaniline monooxygenase activity
Source: RefSeq, a predicted model, not a curated record
CAAAUGUCUAACGAUAACCGUAAACCCACUAUUGCUAUUAUUGGUGGAGGGUUCAGUGGAAUAUUUUCUGCUAUCCGAGUCAAAAAAGAGCUUGGUAUUCAACCCCACAUCUUUGAAGGAUCAAAGGACUUCGGCGGAACUUGGCAUUUAAACACAUAUCCAGGUUGUGCCUGUGAUGUUCCUUCUCACUUGUACUCAUUGAGCACCGACUUAAACCCCUACUGGUCGAAGAAGUACAGUCCUCAGAGUGAAAUCCAUGACUAUAUGCGAGGCCUUGUCGACAAGUAUGAUCUCCGCAGCAACGCUACGACAAAUUGCGAAGUUGUCAAAGCAACCUGGUUAGAUGAUGAGCGUAGAUGGAAGCUGGAUUAUCGUAAUCGUCUUGAUCCUGAGCACGAGCUACAAACUGUGUAUUACGAUGUGGUGUUCGUAGCAAUUGGCUCUAUCAGAGUCCCCAAAGUUCCAGAACAAUUCAAGGCUUUCGAAGGAACAGUUGUCCACACCGCCAUGUGGGAUUCUUCGAUUGAUUUUACGGGAAAGAAGGUUGCCGUCAUCGGUAGUGGUGCGAGUGCUGUUCAAGCCGUUCCUGAAUUGUCAAAGGUUGCCUCAAAAUUGCAUAAUUAUCAGCGCACCGCCAUCUGGUGCCGUCCUCGCGGUCAAUAUGCUUACUCGGCCUUGACCAAGUUCUUGUUCCGUUGGUGCCCAUUGUUGAUGAAACUUUAUCGCCUCAAAUUCUAUCUCAUAGUAAGUCGUCAAAGCUUAAUUGCUCGCAUGGUAUCACGAUCACUUGUAAAUGCCAUGAAGAAGCGCAUUUUGAAGCAAGGCCGACCUGACCUCGUAAAGAAGCUUAUCCCCGAUUAUGCCGCUGGGUGCAAACGCAUUGCUGUCACUGAUGAUUAUCUCGAAGCAUUAUGCCGUGAUAACGUGGUCGUAGAAAAAAGUAGCAUCACAGAGGUCCAUGGUCGCACAAUUGUUACGGCGGACGGAAACAAGGAAGAAUACGAUAUCUUGGUCUUGGCUACAGGUUAUGAUGUCCAGGGCUUCCUUGGUAACUUGACUGUUCAAGGCAAGCAUAAGCAAACAUUGAACGACUCGUGGCAAGAUGCUUUCCCCGAAAUGUACAAGACCACCUGCAUUAAUGGAUACCCGAACAUGUUCAUUAUUCUUGGUCCCUCGAGUAUUUUGGGCCAUAACAGUGUCUUGACUAUGACCGAAACUCAAGUUAAUUAUAUCGUGCAAGGCUUAAAAUUGAUGGUCAAGGAGAACCUUGUUGCUUUCGAUCCAACCAAGAAGGCUCAAGACAAGUUUGUUGCUCAGCUCAAGGAUGAUCUUGAAAAUACAGUGUGGAAGAAAGGAGGUUGCAAUUCAUGGUAUGUGAACAAAGAAGGCGAUGUCACCGCCAAUUGGUCGAGUACAGUGACCCGUUUCUGGAUCAAAUUGCGUAAAUUCAAGAAUUUUGAUGAUUUCAACAUUUACAAAGAAUAAACAGACAAAGAUUAUAUUGUUUUAUGGCCUAUUAUUACUACCACUAGUAGUACCAGCACCGUCAUUACUACUGCUACCAACAGGUGCAGGUGUACUAAGCAUUAUCUCCACUGCUCGAUUCAUAUUGUUGUGACCUGCCGAAAAGGCACGCAUGAUAGUUUCUCGUGGAUG